GGCAUGAGCAAGGCAGAGGUGUACGCGCAGGUGCUGGAGCAGGCCACGGCGCUGUUUGACGGGCAGAGAAACUGGGUACACAUCACUAACCCGCUCUUCUACAGCAACUUCUCGAACGCUGCCGCGCUCCUCUGGCAUGCAUAUCAUUCUCUCCCUGCCCCAUCGUCCGCAGUAAACUGGUCCGGGUUCUACUUCACAGAUCCGUCGAAUCCGCGCCAACUCAUCCUUGGGCCCUUCCAAGGCCAAGUCGCGUGCCAGGCCAUUGCUUUUGGCCGAGGCGUAUGCGGAGCAGCUGCUGAGACCAAAGUCACGCAGUUAGUUGAGGAUGUGGACAAGUUCCCAGGGCACAUUGCGUGUGACGGAGCGAGUAAAAGCGAGGUUGUCGUGCCCAUUGUCAAAGAUGGAAAGACCGUCGCCAUUAUCGACGUCGAUUGUGCAGAGCUGAAUGGUUUCAAUGACGAGGAUCAGGUUGCAUUGGAGGAGUUGGCCCGGUUGUUGGCAGAGUCUUGUGAUUUUUGAUAUACCCAAAGAGUAGUGCUGUCGCAUGCCCGAAGACGACAGUAUGAAUGAAUGCCGGAAUGGCGUUAUGCAAUCAUUC
Messenger RNA from Paraphaeosphaeria sporulosa, 598 nucleotides. RefSeq names its product GAF domain nucleotide-binding protein. Gene Ontology annotation, cellular component: cytosol. Gene Ontology annotation, molecular function: protein binding; L-methionine (R)-S-oxide reductase activity. The transcript has 3 exons. Lineage: Eukaryota; Fungi; Ascomycota; Dothideomycetes; Pleosporales; Didymosphaeriaceae. Bases 4 to 519 code for a protein of 171 amino acids. The record is from RefSeq and is a predicted model, not a curated record.